CCACCGCAAGCGUCGUCUUGGCGCUCGGAGCUCUCGACGUCGAUUUCGGCCACCUUGUAAACUUCUCGAGUCCAUUCCUUUCCGUAAUACCCCCUAUUCCUCUCUCUCACAAUUCAUUAUGCUUCAAGUGCCAGUGCGGGGAGAUCCCAACCAGUCCUCCACCAAGGCUGUGAUCUUGGUCGGAGGGCCUUCCAGAGGUACUCGUUUCCGCCCAUUGUCGCUCGAUGUGCCCAAGCCCCUGUUCGAAGUCGCCGGCCACCCCAUCAUCAACCACUGCCUGAAGGCGGUCGCCAAGGUCCCUGAUGUGCGCGAGGUUAUUCUGAUCGGAUACUAUGAUGAGACCGUCUUCCGGGACUUUAUCAAGGAUGCGUCAAAGGAGUUCCCUCAGAUCCGCAUCCAGUACCUGCGGGAGUACACAGCGUUGGGCACCGCAGGUGGAUUGUACCACUUCCGUGAUGCGAUCCUCAAGGGCAAGCCCGAGCGCCUGCUUGUGCUGAACGCCGAUGUCUGCUGCUCGUUCCCUCUGGGUGAGAUGCUGCGCUUGUUCGAGGAAAAGGAUGCAGAGGCCGUGAUUCUGGGUACUCGGGUAACGAACGAGGCUGCCUCCAACUUUGGCUGCAUCGUGUCCGAUUCCCACACCAAGCGUGUUCUGCACUACGUCGAGAAGCCCGAGUCCCACAUCUCCAACCUCAUCAACUGCGGCGUCUACCUGUUCGCCACCGAGUGCAUCUUCCCCGCCAUUCGCAGCGCCAUUAAGCGCCGCACCACUCGUCCCCGCCUCCUCUCCUACCCUUCCUCCGAUAACCUCGAGUCCUCCUUUGUCGCCGGAGACGAUGAAGACAGCGAGAAGAGCGAAGUCCUCCGCCUCGAGCAGGACAUUCUCUCCGACCUGGCCGACAGCAACCGCUUCUUUGUCCACGAAACUAAGGACUUCUGGCGACAGAUCAAGACUGCUGGCUCUGCCGUGCCCGCCAACGCCCUCUACCUCCAGAAGGCCUUCCAGGCCCAGUCUGAGGAGCUCACCCCUCCCUCCGCUACCAUCGUGCCCCCGGUCUACAUCCACCCUACUGCUACCGUCGACCCCACCGCCAAGCUUGGCCCCAACGUCUCCAUUGGCGCCCGAGUUGUGGUCGGUGCUGGUGCCCGUGUCAAGGACUCCAUCGUCCUGGAAGACUCCGAGAUCCGCCACGAUGCUUGUGUGAUGCACUCCAUUAUUGGUUGGAGCAGCCGCGUCGGCGCCUGGGCUCGUGUCGAGGGUACUCCCAUUCCCAUCGGCAGCCACUCCACCAGCAUAAUCAAACAGGGCGUCAAGGUGCAGAGCAUCACCAUUCUCGGCAAGGAGUGCGGCGUUGGUGACGAGGUCCGCGUGCAAAACUGCGUCUGCUUGCCGUACAAGGAGCUGAAGCGGGACGUCGCCAACGAGGUUAUCAUGUAAAUGCCCGCGAAUCGAAUGUCUGAUUUAUUUGCUUCAAAAAUACCACAUCCAUCUUGUCAAUAUCGAGCGUCAUAAUGUUGUCUUUGCCAUUGGAUGGUAAUCUGGUUGAUUUCGCUUUCUGUUCCCGUCAUGCCCAUCGCUAGAACGAUGCCAUGCGUAUUACAGAGUCGUUAGAGAAAAAGAAAUCUAGAUGAUCUACCAGCUGUCUCAACCCCCUUUUCAUAUCAUGUCAUCCGAGAAAAUAUGCCAAGUAACGCCGUCAUGCCCAUGCAAUCAAUAUCAAAAUCAGUUUGAAGCCAGUCAGAUCACACGCAACCCAGGACGUAACAUAGCCAAAUCUAUCAUAAAAAGGUUCCUGCUUGAGUAGGACCGCCGAGGAGAGAUAUCACACAUGAUGCUCAAAACGAGCAAAUCAAUCCCCUCUCCUCACCGAUAAGCCGCAGGAUCAUACCCCGUCUGCUCAGCGGGAUGCUGAUACCCCUGUCCAAAGCGCACCCUGGCAGCCCCCUUCCUCCCCUCUGCUGGCUGCGGCACCGAGUCAUAUCUCCCCCCAAGCCCCUCUGCACUCGAAUCACGUCGCUCCGCCAACUUCACAUCCCACGGAUCCUCGCCCACCGCCGCCGAACUGCCCAUCGGCCCAUAAGCGCCCAGCCGAGUCUGUCUCCGCCUAACCACGACAUCCAACCAAAUCGCCGCGAUAUAAGCCGCAGUCCCGACGACGGUGAAUGUGAAGAGAGCCUUGUACGAGCGGCAGACGGAGAGGGCGGUGGAGGUGGCCCAGUACGUCGUUGUGCAUUUGGUGAGGAUUGUGCCGGACAUGCUGUAGGCGAGGAGGGCGAGAGAGAGGAGCCAGAGGAAGAGGAGGGGGAUGUUGAGGGCGAGGGAGAAUUUGGGGGAGAGACCGCAGCAGCAGUUUGAGAGGCUGGUGAGGAGGGUGGUGAGGAGGGAGAGAAGGGAUGUAACUAGGAGCUGGUGUUGAGGAGGGGUUGUUAGUGGUUGCAUUUGUGUUUGGGGUGAUAGGGUGAGGACAUACGACUAGGAAGGCGAAGGGCAAUUUGUACCCGUCGGCGUGGAGAUGGUAGAUGAAUAUGGCGAGGAUAAUGGUGACGACGAACGAGGAGAGAAAGCUCACGAAGCGAAUGCCGUGAAAGGGCAGCGUUGGAUAGUCGGACGGUUUGACUGAGGCUCGCGACCGCAUUGUGAGUUUCUGGAUGGGUGUGUUUCCUAUGGAGAGGGUUGAGCGUCCGAGAGAUGUGUAGGAGGGGAAGAAUGUAUUAAGUUUCAAAUCCACAAGUGUCCUGCCGUGCUUUGCCCCGGAGACGAGGCAGGCUGUAAAGUGUAAACACGCUAUUUCGAUCGGCGCUCCACUUGACACGUCGGGGCGUGCGUCAUUCCCGCCUAUUUUUAUCUGCCGCACGUUGAUUGGAUUUUUU
Molecule: messenger RNA, 2868 nt
Organism: Penicillium brasilianum
Lineage: Eukaryota; Fungi; Ascomycota; Eurotiomycetes; Eurotiales; Aspergillaceae
Source: the annotation of a GenBank genome assembly